Molecule: messenger RNA, 2036 nt
Organism: Cyclopterus lumpus (lumpfish)
Lineage: Eukaryota; Metazoa; Chordata; Actinopteri; Perciformes; Cyclopteridae
Gene: ccbe1
Product: collagen and calcium binding EGF domains 1
Exons: 11
Coding region: 65-1279 (404 amino acids)
Molecular function (GO): calcium ion binding
Source: RefSeq, a predicted model, not a curated record
GCGAGGUGGAGUUAAUCAUUACUGGUGUGCGUUACUGUCACCUGCAGCCGACUGGACCGAUGAAAUGACACUAAAACACAACAGGAGUCCUCUCCUGCUCGCCGUCACCUGCAUGUACUUCUCGGGAGGUUUACUUUGGUCCCACCAAGAAGAGGAUGCCACUCACGGAGAAGAGUGCUCCGAGAAUAAGAUUUCUACAACAAAGUACCCGUGCGUGAAGUCGAGCGGAGAAGUCACGACGUGUUACAGAAGGAAAUGUUGCAAGGGCUUCAAGUUUGUGUUGGGCCAGUGUAUUCCUGAAGACUAUGAUGUGUGUGCUGACGCCCCUUGUGAGCAACAGUGUACUGACCAUUUUGGUCGAGUGGUGUGCACCUGUUACCCUGGAUACCGUUACGACCGUGAGCGUCACAGAAACCGAGAGAAGCCCUACUGUCUGGACAUCAACGAAUGUGCAGACGAAAACAUGACUCUGUGCUCUCAGAUCUGCGUCAAUUCUGUGGGGGCCUACAGGUGUGAGUGUGAGACAGGCUAUUUCCUGGAAGAAGAUGGGAAAACGUGCACCAAGGGGGAGAGAGCGAUGCAUCUCUUUGAGAAGUCUGACAACGUGAUGAAUGCUGGAACUUGCUCAGCCACAUGUGACGAUUUCCACCAGAUCAGGAUGUCUGUCUUGCAGCUUAAACGGAAGAUGGCCAUGCUGUCAAACAGUGCUGACAUCCCUGAGCAGAUGACCAGCGAGAAAAUCCUGCCGUCGCCCAUAUUUUUACCAGGGCCUCCAGGUCUCCCCGGUCCGCCAGGAGAUCCAGGACCAGAGGGCCAUCCAGGACUUACAGGGCUGUUGGGGCCCCCUGGGUCUCCCGGCCCCAGGGGCUUGAUGGGACCCAUUGGACCCACACCAGACCUGUCUCAUAUCAAACGGGGUUCCAGAGGACCUGUGGGCCCUCCAGGAGCGGCAGGAAAAGACGGCCCAAAGGGGGAGAGAGGAGCUUCUGGGCCUGUCGGACCACCAGGCCCUCCAGGCUCCUUUGACUUCCUGCUCCUGCUGAUGGCAGACAUCCGUAACGACAUCGCUGACCUGCAGAGCAAGGUGUACGGGCGACCGAUGCACUCUCCAGGGGACUUUCCUGUGGUGCCUGACAGCUGGCGGGACCACCAGGACAAUCUGGAUACGGGCUCGGGUGAUGACCAUAAGGACCCUCCACCUCCACCAGGCAGAGGAUCCAAGAGGAACAGGAAGAGGAAACCAGCGCGAGAGAGAACAGACUUUGACUGGAAUAUUUAAGGGGGUGGGUUUAAAUACUUACUGUCGGGUGUAAAUAUUGAAGGGGUUUGCAUUUUUUUAUUUAAACAACAUGUACUGUAUAUGCCUUUCAAUCACAGAUGUUUAUUUUUGUAUGAUAUGAGAGUUUGUGUGAAUAUUUUUUAACUAAAUGAGGAGACGAAUGCAUGUUUUUUUUAAUUCUAUAUUUUCAGAAACAUAUGGUUCCUUUGUGGCACAUUAAACAAGUCUCUCAUGAAAGCAGCUUUUAAACUCUACUUUAUGACGGUAUAUUAUUCUGUUUCACACAAAUUGUAUCCGAGAGGUAGCCACCCAAAACCUAAUUGAUUAAUAAAUCAUAAAUGAAUUCACAAGAGGGAUUAAAACGGCACAAAUGUUGGACUGUGACGCAAAUGCCAUUAGUCCUCAUUUGUAAGACACCUCACUGUAGUUUUUAGUUGCUAUGGGAGCAAAGUUAAAAACAUUUAGACGAUGGAAAAGAAUACUGAUUUCUUUUUGUUGCUGUAAAUGUACUUCCACAGAAAUAUUAUGCAGGACAAAAAAAAAAAAAGGUAAACUAUUAUGUACAAACUAGACUGUGGAUCAUGGUUAACUGAUAGUUCUCCACCAGAGGGAGACAUUCUCAAAGCCACUCAGUCGGUCAGGAUAAAUACUUGGAUGAGCAAACUUACAUAAUAACUUUAUACAGCAGCUCAUCCUGCAUCCGAAAUACAUGCGUUUUCUUUUGUACUGGAAAAAGUGCAUCUCUGAUGUUUCUAUU